This is a messenger RNA of Cuculus canorus (common cuckoo), 1519 nucleotides long. RefSeq names its product cytidine deaminase (gene CDA). NCBI's taxonomy places the organism in Eukaryota, Metazoa, Chordata, Aves, Cuculiformes, Cuculidae. Bases 1 to 663 code for a protein of 220 amino acids. The transcript has 5 exons. Gene Ontology annotation, cellular component: cytosol. Gene Ontology annotation, molecular function: zinc ion binding; cytidine deaminase activity. The record is from RefSeq and is a predicted model, not a curated record.
AUGGGAUGCAGCUGCCGUAUCCAAUGCUGUCUGCGUAUGGAGGAUGCUCAAGCUGCUUUGGCCGAAGGAACCGCCACGUUCCGGCUGCUGCCUGCGCCUGCUGCGGGAGCGACGGCUGCUGCGGGGACGCAGCUCUCCGUGGGCUGCUCCACCUCCCCGCGACGCCACGUCGCCCCGGCUCUGGGAACGCGGGGAGCUGACAGUGGACCCCCCCCUUCCCUGCUUCAUGCUUGGACAGGGAGGAGCUGUUGUUCCCCCUUCCCCAGGAGUGAUUUAACGAUGCUUUCCCAUGGAGCCACACAACUAGUUUUCAGCUGGAGUGGAAAAAACACUCAGACGGCAGUGGAAAAAUGCUCUGCUGGCAUGGAGAAAGGAGGAAGGUGCAACGUGGAGAACGCCUGCUACAGCCUGGGGGUGUGCGCCGAGCGCACUGCUAUCCAGAAAGCCAUCUCGGAGGGACACACCAGCUUCAGGGCCAUGGCCAUCGCCAGUGACAUGGGGGACAACUUCAUCGCGCCCUGCGGUGCCUGCAGACAAGUGAUGAGAGAGUUCGGCACAGACUGGGAUAUCUACCUGACCAAAGCGGAUGGCACCUACAUCGUGAAGAGACUGGAGGAGUUGCUACCACUUUCCUUCGGCCCUGAACACCUAAAGAAAGCAUGAGCAGUGUGGCCACCACCAGCCUUUGCCCUUCGGCAGCAGGGGAGAAUGGUUUUCCCCAAUUUCCCUGGCGUGUAAGCAGCUUUGUGGGGACGAUGCAAUGGGAAAUGGUUUUGUAGUAUUAAGUUACCAAUUCCUCUCACUCAUCUGAUUCAGCACUGAUUCACAGAUGCCUGGCCCACCUCAUCCCAGGGCAAAAAGAAAAAUCAAACCAUAAAAGCUCCCUGUUAUUAGAAAGCAAGUGUCUAGAUACCACUGUAUUUGAGGGGAAUUUCACAGGUGGAAGGGUUUGGUGCUUGGCUCAAGCUUGGGCUUGUUGUCGCACAAACCACUCCUGAAUAAUGCAAUCAUUGCUUGGGAAAAUGCAGGAUUCUUCACCUCUAAACGAGAAGCAAAAGGAAAGGCUCCAGCUGCCCCAGCAAUUUUUAAUAAACCAGUUCAGAUCGGGCAGUUUGCUGGAACUGAAUGGUUACCACACCGAAUGUGUCCUUUGCUUGUUUCUCUCUGGCUUGUUACUCUUGCUCUUAUUCCGCCUGUUGUAAUGAAGAAGGAGAGGAGUUUUGGGGAGCUUCUGGAGAGUUUCUGUCUCCAGAGCAAUACCAUUUGCCGAUUGUACUAUUAAUUUAAUUAUGCACAAUGAUAAAAUAAUGCAUUACAUUUCCUACUCAGUGCUGGGCUGGGCAUUACUGCUCCUGCCCAAGUAAAAUAAAAGCAGUCCUGGUUUAUAUUUUGCAGUUGCAGCAAAUGAUGAAUCACAGGGAAUGGGAAGUGGGGCCCUGGGUCUGCCUCGCUGCCAGGCUGGGCAGGGGGGUGCCCCGGACAUUGCAUGGCCCAGAGCACGGCCAGUGCUUGUCUGCCC